AAAAGUCUAAUAAGCAAGAUGUCUACUAACGAGAAUGCCAAUACACCAUCAGCUCGACUGAACAGAUUCAAGAACAAAGGGAAGGAUGCCACAGAAAUGAGAAGGCGGCGUAUUGAAGUCAAUGUAGAGCUGAGGAAAGCUAAAAAAGAUGACCAGAUGCUUAAAAGAAGAAAUGUUAGCACUUUUCCAGAUGAUGCUACUUCUCCCCUUCAGGAAAACAGGAGCAAUCAGGUUUCAGCACACUGGUCAGUUGAAGAAAUAGUCAAAGGAGUUAAUAAUAAUAAUACAGAGAUUCAGCUACAGGCUACUCAAGCUGCCAGGAAACUCCUCUCAAGAGAGCAGCAGCCCCCAAUCGACAGCAUAAUUCGGGCUGGUUUGAUUCCAAAGUUGGUCUCCUUCUUGGGUAGAGCAGACUGCGUUCCUAUUCAGUUUGAAUCUGCCUGGGCGCUUACCAACAUUGCUUCUGGCACAUCAGAACAAACAAAGGCAGUAGUAGAUGGAGGGGCUAUUCCAGCCUUUAUCUCUCUGCUGGCCUCUCCCCAUACUCACAUCAGUGAACAGGCUGUGUGGGCACUGGGGAAUAUUGCAGGGGAUGGUUCUACCUAUAGAGAUCUGGUUAUAAAAUUUGGUGCAAUUGGGCCACUGCUGAGUCUACUUGCUAUUCCUGACCUCUCUUCCCUGGCUUCUGGAUAUUUACGUAAUGUUACCUGGACCCUCUCAAACCUGUGUCGUAAUAAGAAUCCCGCACCACCCAUAGAAGCCAUUGAGCAGAUUCUUCCAACUCUUGUUCGGCUCUUGCACCAUGAUGACCAUGAGGUGUUAGCAGACACUUGCUGGGCACUUUCCUAUUUAACAGAUGGUUCCAAUGACAGGAUAGAAGUUGUAGUGAAAACUGGGUUGGUGCCACAACUUGUGAAGCUUCUGGGAUGUAGUGAACUGCCAAUAAUGACUCCUUCAUUAAGAGCCAUAGGAAAUAUUGUCACUGGUACUGAUGAGCAGACACAGAUUGUUAUUGACUCAGGAGCACUGUCUGUCUUCCCAAGUCUCCUCUCUCAUCAUAAAAACAAUAUUCAGAAAGAAGCAGCAUGGACCAUGUCCAACAUCACUGCUGGGCGCCAGGAUCAGAUUCAGCGAGUUAUAGACCAUGGUCUUGUGCCUUAUCUCAUUGGUAUUCUGAGGAAGGGGGAUUUCAAAUCUCAAAAGGAAGCUGUGUGGGCUGUGGCAAACUACACAAGUGGUGGAACAAUUGACCAGAUCGUGUAUCUAGUUCAGGCUGGUGUUGUUGAACCACUACUGAAUCUCCUCUCAGCUAAAGACAGCAAAAUUGUGCUGGUUAUUCUGGAUGCUAUUUCUAACAUCUUCUUGGCUGCUGAGAAGAUUAAUGAGACUGAAAAACUUUGCCUCAUGAUUGAAGAGUGUGGAGGUCUAGACAAAAUUGAAGCUCUCCAGUCACAUGAAAAUGAACAAGUGUACAAAGCCUCGUCUAGCUUGAUUGAGAAAUAUUUCUCAGCAGAAGAGGAGGAAGAUCAAAAUGUUGUACCAGAAUCUACUGCUGCUAGCUAUACUUUCCAAGUUCAGGGCACUACUCCAGAUACUUUCAACUUCUAG
Nestor notabilis (Kea) is the source of this 1608-nucleotide messenger RNA. RefSeq names its product karyopherin alpha 2 (RAG cohort 1, importin alpha 1) (gene KPNA2). Gene Ontology annotation, molecular function: protein binding; nuclear import signal receptor activity. Lineage: Eukaryota; Metazoa; Chordata; Aves; Psittaciformes; Psittacidae. The record is from RefSeq and is a predicted model, not a curated record. The transcript is spliced from 10 exons. Gene Ontology annotation, cellular component: cytoplasm; nucleus. The coding region runs from base 19 to 1608 and encodes 529 amino acids. Gene Ontology annotation, biological process: NLS-bearing protein import into nucleus.